Molecule: messenger RNA, 1656 nt
Organism: Physcomitrium patens
Lineage: Eukaryota; Viridiplantae; Streptophyta; Bryopsida; Funariales; Funariaceae
Product: F-box/kelch-repeat protein At5g15710
Molecular function (GO): protein binding
Source: RefSeq, a predicted model, not a curated record
GUUUUUCUUUUUCUUUUUACAUCCAAAUCUACAUACAAUCCUCACAUGCAUUUGCAUCAUAAAAGACAAUCUCUCUCUCUCUCUAUAUAUAUAUACAUAUAUACAUGCACUUAAAACACUGAAACCCCCUUAACAAAUUCAUCACAGUUUGCAUGCAAUAUGUGCCAAAAUCUCUUAAUAAGGCCAUCUCUUAAAUAGGCCGUGUUUUAGCAUCACAAAGAAGCAAAAUAAUGUUUUAGGUUGAACACACAAACAACAGCAUUUGUGAUUAGUAUACUGAAUACACAAACAUAGGUUGAAAACACAAACAAAAGAAUAUUUGAGGUUGAACACACACAACAGUACAAGUGCCGUGCAGAAUGUGACAAUGUAUUGAACAUGAGUUGUUUUUCAUCGCAUGAGUGUAAGUGAAAGUGUGUGUGUGUGAGUGAGUUGUGGUGGUGGGUGCCAGCUGCGGCACCGUCGGUAGCUCCGAUGGAGAUGAGUGGGGCGCUGUGGGGGACGAUGCCGGAGCCCCUGGUGGACCUGAUUCUGGCGCACCUCCCUAUCCCUCGCCUGUUCGCAUUGCGCACCGUCUGCAAGCGAUGGAACAGCCUCAUCCACUCCGCCGGCUUCGUGAAAACCCAUAGCCAGGUCUCCUCCGAGCCACCCUAUUUCGUGCUGUAUGGCAUGGAAGACCACCGGGUGCAAAUCGGGCCAUCUCUCUUCACGUUCGCUUACUUCGCCCGCGACGCAUCCAUAUUCUGCUCCACUACCAAAAAAUGGCACUCGUUGUCCUUCAGUUUCCUGCCUUUCUCCGAUUUCUACCUCAUUCUGACCAGCCGAGGGCUGCUGUGCUUCGCCAUCUACAACCUGGAGGAUGAGGUGACUCUGGGAGUGUGCAACCCCAUCACGAAGAUGUGGCGAGCGCUGCCCCCUUGGCUCCCUCUCCGUGGGAAAGGGCUGCCUGAUUUUGUAGCCAUGGUUGUUGACGAGGUGCACAACUCGUACAAAAUCAUCGUCAUCGAGGAGCUGGAUCUGAUCACACGAGUCUACGAGUCCACAACCAAACAGUGGCAAGAGACGGGGAGGAUCCAUGCCUCGGAAGGCUUGCCCUACCUCAUGAACCGACCCUGCCAAGCGUUUGUCAAAAACGGCUUCAUGUAUUGCUUGUCCCAAAACCUGUCCCAGAUUGCGGCGUAUGACUUGGAGACAGGGGUUUGGAGUAGAAUCCACUUGAAUGUGCCAUCCGCUCAUGAGUUUUUGAGCAUGCGGACCUUAGGAAUUGUAGAGAGUCACGGCCGCGUUCUCGUCUUGACGAGAAGCGUGGUGGGUGGAGAUGCUGCCUUCGAACUGGAGCAUUCCUCCACUGGCCAAGGGUGUUUCCAAGUGUGGGCUAUCAACGACCAGUUGGGUCUGGACAUAGUCGUUGUCGGUGAGGUUCCUUACCAACCAUUCGAUUCUUCGCAUGAUUUCGAUUCAUUCAACAUUUACACCUUCUCGGCUGAAGACCACAAAGAUGCUCUCAUCUUUUCGUCACCUGAGUGGGAGUAUACGUGGGUAUUUGAUUUGUCGGAUGGCACAUGGCAUGUGGUGCCUGAAUGUCCUCGCAGCAUGUUUGGGCCCGAUGGAGUUGAAGGAUUUCCUAUGGAGCUUAGGUUAGAUAUUUCACCAUAG